AUGGUUAGACAAACUUCCGAACAAGUUUCAAAUAAUCGAUUGAGAUUGAAGGUCACAAUUGAUGCGAUCCGAUGGCUUACUUAUCAAGCUUGUGCUUUUAGAGGGCAUGAUGAAUCCCUUCAAUCAAGUAAUCGAGGCAAUUUCAUUGAAAUGGUAAAGGCUGUUGCGUCAUAUAAUGAUGCUGUCGCUAGAAUUGUUCUUGAAAAUGCUCCAAAAAAUGCCAAGUAUACCUCGCCACAAAUUCAAAAGGAAAGUUUGCAUAUUCUUUCUAGAAAAGUGAGAAGUAAGAUUCAUGAAGAUAUCGACGAUGCCAAGUUUUGUAUUCUUAUUGAUGAAGCUCGUGAUGAAUCUAAAAGAGAGCAAAUGGCUAUCAUUUUAAAAUACGUUGAUAAGGAUGUUUUUUUACAAGAACGUUUCUUUGAUCCUAUGCAUGUCAAAGAUACAACUUCAUUGAAUUUAAAAAAGGAUCUUUGUGCUGUUCUUUCUCACUAUAAUCUUGAUGUUCACAAUCUUCGAGGUCAAGGUUAUGAUGAUGCUAGCAAUAUGCGUCGUGAAUGGAAUGGUUUACAAGCAUUAUUUCUUAAUGAUUGCCCUUAUGAAUAUUAUGUGCAUUGCUUAGCUCACCGACUACAACUAGCAUUAGUUGCCGCAUCUAGAAACCGAGGAGCUAAUCAGAUUGGUAACUUGCAACGACCUGGAGAUACUCGUUGGAGCUCCCAUUUUGAUUCUGUUUGUAGUUUGAUAAAGUUAUUUGGUCCAACAUGUUCAGUUCUUAACAACCUUAUUGAAGAUGGAUGUAAUUACAAGAUCCGGGGAGAUGCUGAUACUGCUUUUAAUACUCUUAAAUCAUUUCAAUUUGUGUUUAUUUUGCAUUUGAUAAAAGAUAUCAUGGGAAUAACUAAUAUCAUUUGUCAAGCUUUGCAACAAAAAGAUCAAGAUAUCGAGUUGAAUAACAAAUUUAGUGAAAAGGCAAUGAAACUUGUUACUCUCAGCUCAAUUUUGGAUCCUAGAAAUGGUUACAAGUUCUUUAACGUUGAAGACAUUUGCACGCUUGUAAAUGAAUUUUAUCCUCAAGAUUUCAUGGACCAAGAGAGGAUUAUGUUGACAUUCCAAUUGCAACAUUAUGAGGUUGAAAUGCCUGUUCAUUCAUAUUUGAAAAAUAUGUCAACGAUUUCUGAACUAUGCAGAGGAUUAGUAGAAACAAACAAGUCAAAAAUCUACUUUUUGAUUGAUAGGUUGAUUCAUUUUGUCUUGACUCUUUCCCUUUCCGUUUCCACGACAACUACAGAAAGGACAUUUUCAACUAUGAAACUUGUGAAAACACAAUUGCGCAACAUGAUGGAGGAUGAGUUUCUUGCAGAUUACUUGGGUGUCAGUACUGAAAAAGAAAUUGCUCAGACUUUUAGUACAGAUUCAAUUAGAGAUGAUUUUUCUUCUCUAAAAGAUUGUCGAGCUCAACUUUUGUAG
This is a messenger RNA of Cornus florida, 1467 nucleotides long. RefSeq lists its product as uncharacterized. The record is from RefSeq and is a predicted model, not a curated record. The transcript is spliced from 3 exons. The coding region runs from base 1 to 1467 and encodes 488 amino acids. NCBI's taxonomy places the organism in Eukaryota, Viridiplantae, Streptophyta, Magnoliopsida, Cornales, Cornaceae.